AUGGUGAGAGAAGGUAAAAGAAGAGAAGAGAAGAAGACAGAAGUAAGAAGAAAGCAUCAGAAACAAUUAAAGAGCAUUUUGAGUGCUCUUCACGUGCCAAACAUUUCUGAGGGAAAUGGAUAUCCUCUUAAAGACAACGGAAAACAAAGUUCUGUGUCUGACCAGCAAAUUAAACAUCCUCGUAGCCGGUAUGAUGUUGUCUACCCCUAUAAUUAUAAAUAUCUUAUCAAUGAGCCAGAAAAAUGUAACAGAAAGCCCCCUUUCUUAGUAUUAAUGAUAGCAACAAAGCCUUCUGAGCAGCAAGCACGGACUGUUAUCAGACAGACAUGGGGAAAUGAAACUUUUAUUCCAAAUGUAACUGUUGUCUGCAUUUUCUUCUUGGGGCGACUAGCAUCUAAUAUGAAAUCUGUGCAAGAACGGAUUCAAAACGAAAGUAGAGCUCACCAUGACAUUAUUCAAAGAGACUUCUUAGACUCAUACUAUAACCUCACAAUAAAAACUAUGACAGCAAUGGAGUGGGUGACUGAAUUCUGUCCACAAGCAUCCUAUGUCAUGAAAAUAGACAGCGAUAUAUUCUUGAAUAUAGAGUUACUUGUAAACAAGGUAUUGAAAACAAAUGUCCCUGUAAGAAAAAAAUAUUUCACUGGAAAUUUUAUACAAGCACAUAGACCAAAUCGUAAUAAGAAGGUAAAGUGGUACAUCCCACAAGAAAUAUAUCCUGCUAAUGUAUAUCCUGCGUAUUGUGCUGGGGGUGGAUAUGUCUUCUCAGGUGACAUAGCUGAGAAAAUUGUGAAUAUCUCUUACACCGUGAAACCUGUUUACAUAGAAGAUAUCUAUGUAGGGAUGUGUUUGAAAAAACUGCGCAUUAAAAUAAAAAGAAAUAACUUGUUUAGAUUUAGGCCUGUUCCACAUAAUAUAUGUGAAUAUACAAAGCGAAUCACAGUGCAUGGUUUUAAGCCAUUCAAGCUUCUAAAUUUAUGGAAAGACUUUCAGCAAAGAAAGACAUUUUGCAGUAGUGAUAAAACUGGAUGA
Molecule: messenger RNA, 1032 nt
Organism: Protopterus annectens (West African lungfish)
Lineage: Eukaryota; Metazoa; Chordata; Ceratodontiformes; Protopteridae
Product: beta-1,3-galactosyltransferase 2-like
Exons: 2
Coding region: 1-1032 (343 amino acids)
Cellular component (GO): membrane
Molecular function (GO): N-acetyl-beta-D-glucosaminide beta-(1,3)-galactosyltransferase activity
Source: RefSeq, a predicted model, not a curated record